Messenger RNA from Paracoccidioides brasiliensis Pb18, 2016 nucleotides. RefSeq lists its product as uncharacterized. The transcript is spliced from 4 exons. Bases 1 to 2016 code for a protein of 671 amino acids. Gene Ontology annotation, molecular function: protein binding. The record is from RefSeq and is a predicted model, not a curated record.
AUGUCUGCUGCAGGGCAAGGAACCUUUCGAAAUCGAACCGUGGGCCGUGGUCAGAUUCCCUUCGAUGGGAGCCCUUCUGGUAUCCCUCGCAAGGUCGAAACGCCUCCUGUCCCCCAGUCAGCUACCUCCGAUGUUGGCAGCAGCUCGGCGUUGAGUACAAGUAGACAGAAACAGACCAAGCGUGAUGAGGCUAUCAGAAAGAAAAUGGAAGCAGACCUCAAUAAAAAGAGACAUAACCCUACACGAGCUCGACAUACUCGCAAAGCACCCCCCGGUACUGUCAUGGCUCUUAAACCCAGCCAUGCUCUCCAGAUUAAGCCCAACACCACGGUCGCGGAGGCUGCGCAAUUGAUGGCUGCAAAGAGAGAGGAUUGCGUUCUCGUGACGGAUGAGGACGAACGCAUUGCGGGUAUAUUCACCGCGAAGGAUUUGGCCUUUAGAGUUGUUGGUGCCGGUAUCAGGGCUCGGGAUGUUACAAUUGCAGAAAUCAUGACCAAGAACCCUCUCUGUGCGAGAACUGACACCAGCGCUACCGAUGCGCUGGACCUGAUGGUCCGGAAGGGAUUCAGGCAUUUACCUGUCAUGGAUGAAAACCAGGAUAUAUCUGGAAUUCUUGACAUUACCAAGUGCUUCUACGAUGCUAUGGAGAAGCUAGAGAGGGCAUACAGUUCAUCUCGCAAGCUGUAUGAUGCCCUCGAGGGCGUGCAGUCGGAAUUGGGCUCUAAUCAGCCACAACAAAUUAUCCAGUACGUCGAGGCGCUGCGGCAGAAGAUGUCCGGUCCAACAUUGGAGACCGUUUUGAAUGGACUUCCACCGACAACAGUGUCGGUACGCACGUCCGUUAGGGAGGCUGCUGCGUUGAUGAAAGAGAAUCACACCACCGCAUUGCUUGUGCAGGAUCAGGGUUCGAUUACUGGUAUAUUCACGAGUAAAGAUAUUGUUCUUCGCGUGAUUGCCCCUGGGUUGGAUCCCAACACCUGUAGCGUUGUUAGAGUCAUGACUCCUCAUCCGGAUUUCGCUCCGACUGAUAUGAGCAUUCAGGCUGCUCUUCGGAAAAUGCAUGAUGGACACUAUCUCAACCUCCCUGUAAUGAACGAGGCUGGAGAGAUUGUUGGCAUGGUCGAUGUGCUGAAGUUAACCUAUGCUACGCUUGAACAAGUCAAUACGAUGUCAUCAAACGAAAGCGAAGGACCGGCGUGGAAUAAGUUCUGGCUUUCCAUGGACCAUGAGUCCGAUUCCAUAAUAUCCGGUAGCCACGGCGGCCAUCAGGUCUCGACCCCCAUCCGCUCCGUCGUUAGUCCCGAACUUUCCAGGACACAUGUUGAGCGGGAAAAUAGCGUCCUCCCGAACGAUUCCGCUUCGCAUCAUGGCGACGAUGCCGCCUCAGAUGUCCUGGAGCCCCGCGUAGCUCACAAUGAGGACACACCGUUCCCAUUCAAAUUCAAAGCCCCCAGCGGACGAGUUCACAGGCUGCACGUUACACCUUCAGCAGGUGUGUCGGACCUCGUUUCACAGGUCUCCCUGAAGCUGGGGCCUGAGGUCGAAGCCGUUGGUGGCUACGCUCUGGUAGAAGAUGGCAAACUGAGCAAUUCGGGCUAUGCGUUGAGUUAUGUGGACAACGAAGGGGAUACAGUGUCCAUAACAACAGAUCAGGAUCUUUGGGAUGCCGUCACUCUGUCUAGGAGUAGCAAUAUGGACAAGGUAGAUCUUUAUGUCCAUGAUCCGGAAAAGCAGCCUGUUAUUGCCACACCUCCCCCUCCUCCUGUUGCUCAGCAGGUGCCUUCCGUGUCCUUGAAACCAGCCACGCCGCCUGGGGCGAUUGAAGAGGAAGAAGAGCAGAGUAAUGUGGGCAAUCGAAGUUCUGUUACAGACAGGUCGCAGACUAUUGUGCGUUUCCCGACAGCAGAGCAGUUGAUAAACGGGGUACCCAAUGAGCUUAUUCUGCCAGGUGCCAUUGUGACAUUGGCUGUGGCUAUAGUUGGUGUGUUUGUUCUCAGCCGAAUAGGCAAUCGAUAG